UCUUCACAUCAGAACCCUACCUUAAACCCCUUCUUCCUCCCCUUCGAUCGAUCGCUUCUCCUCCGUUAUUUGAAUCCUCGAUCCGCUGGGAUUGGCCAUGGACGACGGCACCUUCGGCUGCCCCUUCUGCACCGGCGAGAAGAAGCAGGACUACCAGUUCGAGGAUCUCCUCCACCACGCCACCGGCAUUGGAGCCUCGAACUCCCGCAAGGUGUUCCACAAUACUCGCCACCGCGCCUUCGGCCGUUUCCUCCAGCUCGACCUCGCCCCCUCCAUCGUCCUCCCCUCGGCAGAUCUUGAAGCCGCGGUUACCGCGGCGGCCGCCGCCGAAUCGGAGCCUCCUCCCGAAGAGGAGCUGUUCGUCUGGCCUUGGAUGGCUGUCCUUGUCAAUGCCGAUUCGUCCAAUGAAGUCAACUCACUCACUGACCUUGGAGAUGCCAACUCACUCGCUGACCAGCUCGCAGACUUCCAUCCCGCUGACACUGUCUUCUUGCAUUUGGAGGAUGAUAAAGGAGGAAGAUCUUCCAGCACGACUGUGAUUGUUAAGUUCCAACAAAGCUGGGACGGGUUUAAGAAUGCCAUAGAUUUUGAGAGUCACUUUAAGUCCAACCGACGUGGUUGGAGAGAAUGGAUUGAGCUGCAGGGUGAUGUCUCCAGCACAUUGUAUGGAUGGAUUGCCCGCUCUGAUGACUACAAUGAAGACAGCUACAUUGGGCGGUACCUGAGGAAGCAUGGCGAACUAAAGACCGUAAUGCAGGCCAUUAAAGAGGAGAUCAAGGAGAUUUUCAAUCUUGUCUCCAAUCUUACAAAUGAAACUGUUGUUAAACAUCAGCACUUGCAUGACUUGGCGGUGAGAUACGAGAAAACUUUUCUCGUCUUCCUCCAACUGAUGUAUGGGAAAGUCAAGCCUCAUCAAGCUUAUAAUGAUGUUACCACCGCCGCUGUCCCCUCCGCCCCUCGCUCUUCACCUCCCUUGUCCUCCCCUACCGCCGCCGCCUCCACCUCCACCACCUACUCGGAGCCUCCCCCCGAAGACGGAGAGGAGUUGUUCGUCUCGCCUUGGAUGGCUGUCCUUGUCAAUGCCAAUCCGUCAGAUGCAGAUGGGGACACCAACUCACUCGCUGACCAGCUUGCGGACUUCCAUCCCGCCGACACCAUCUUCUUGCAUUUGGAGGAUGAGAAAGGAGGAAGAUCUACCAGCACGACCGUGAUUGUUAAGUUCCAACACAGCUGGGGCGGGUUUGAGAAUGCCAUGUGUUUUGAGAAACACUUCAAGGCAAGCCGACAUGGUAGGAAAGAAUGGAUUGAACUUCAGGGUGAUGUCUCCAGCACAUUGCACGGAUGGAUAGCCCACUCUGAUGACUACAAUGAAGACAGCGGCAUUGGUUGGUAUCUGAGGAAACAUAGUGAACUAAAGACCAUAAAGCAGGUUAGUGAAGAGGAGAACAAGGAGAAAGGUAAGCUUGUCUCUGAUCUAUCAUACCAAAUCAAUGUUAAAAAUCAGCAGUUGCAUGACUGGGAGGUGAGGAACAACAAAAUUAAUCUCAUCAUCCACCAACUGAUGUAUGAGAAAGACAAGCUUCAUCGAGCUUAUAAUGAUGAAAUGGGAAACUUACAGCGCACUGCAAGAGAUACUACUCGCAAGAUUUUUGAGGAGAAUGAAAAGCUGAAGGCAGAGUUGGAGUUGACGAGAAAGGAAGUUGAAUCACAGUCCAAAAAACUGGAAGCUCAAAAUGAGGAUAGAAGAAAGAAACUUGACGAUGAAAAGCAAAAGGUUGAAGUAGCAGCAAUGCUUCAAAAAGAAACAGAGGAAGAAGUCUUGAGACUCAUAGAGAAGCAGAAGAAGGAAAAAGAAGCUGCUCUUGCAAGAGUUCUUCAAUUAGAGAAGGAAAUUGACCAUAAACAACAACUGGAGUUAGAAAUAGAAAACUUGCAAUGGAACUUAAAAAUGGAACAAAAGUUGGAAAGAGAAAGAGAAGAAUUGGAGUCCUUGAAUAAUACUCUCAUAAAGAAAGAACGAGAAAGCAAUGAUGAGUUGCAGGCUGCUCGGAAAGAGUUGCUUACGGGUUUGGAGGAUUUACUUACUGGCCAUACAUUGAUUGGGAUCAAAAGAAUGGGUGAACUUGAUGUGAAGGCCUUUCAGAAUGUUGCCAGGAAAAAAUUCAAGUCCGAAGAGGCUGACAUCAAAGCUGCUGAAUUAUGUUCUAGCUGGCAAGAAGAAAUGAAGAAUCCAUCAUGGCAUCCGUUUAAGAUAGUUGUCACGAAUGGGAAGGAGGAAGAAUUCCUCGUCGAGGACGACCCAAAGCUAAAAAAACUAUGGAUCGAGUAUGGAGACGAUGUAUGCAAUGCAGUGAAAACAGCUCUACAAGAACUGAACGAAUAUUGCCCCACCGGAAAAUACGUGGUACCAGAGCUCUGGAACUUCAAGGUUGGACGAAAGGCAACGAUGAAGGAGAUAGUGCGGUGCAUUAUGAAACACUGGAAGUCUUCAAUGCGUACAAGAUGAGGAGACCAAGCGUUGACUAAGGCUAUCAUAUUUAUAAUAUAAACCAGAUCAAUUAGCCGGCAAGUUUGCAUCUAUUAGCCAAGUCAAACUCUUCAGAAAUCAUCUCUGGUCUUCUGUUUUUGUGAUGCUUCUAACAAGAGGUGUUUGUAUUUUCUGGAGGCCAAGGUAAUUUCUUUUUGACACUGCAAGUUGUAAAUCUUCAAAUAGGCUAUUUGAUGUACAGAUCCUUUGUAA
This is a messenger RNA of Zingiber officinale, 2740 nucleotides long. Its product is annotated as factor of DNA methylation 1-like. Bases 98 to 2506 code for a protein of 802 amino acids. The transcript has 7 exons. Lineage: Eukaryota; Viridiplantae; Streptophyta; Magnoliopsida; Zingiberales; Zingiberaceae. The record is from RefSeq and is a predicted model, not a curated record. Gene Ontology annotation, biological process: gene silencing by siRNA-directed DNA methylation.